AUGACUGAUCGCCGUUUAAGUAGAGCCAAUUGGUCUACCAAAACCAAGGACUCUGUUCACACUAAUCCUCCUUACCGUCAAUUUCUCAGUGUUCCCGGACAAGAUGUCAUUGAAGAGGAGAAAGAGGAUGAAGAGAAUGUCAUCGAAGAAUCAUACAAGCCACAACCACGGCCUCCCAAACAACAUCCCCCAUUGGAAACCCCCCCACAAAAGCCUCAAAAAUUAUCGUCGGCAAGUCGCACACGUCGUGUAACGAUAUCUAAGCCUCACCGUGUCGAUAACUCUGGCCAUAAUAGACGGUUCUCCGUUCGAAUUCCUCGGCCGGACAUUGCGGUGCUUGGCAAUGUACCUGCGUUGCCAAAGGAGGCCGCUACGAUGGUGAACAAAGAGCAAAUAGUUCAUUUGCCUCAGCAGUCUCUCAAGGAGACACUACUUUCCUCUAGCUACGACCCUACAACAUACCUUCACACUCAUCUUCAAGAUGCAGACGCCGAAAAGAUCGAAGUAGUCACCACCCAACUUGCUGAUUUAAGUCUGUCCAAUAAUUACGAUGUGAAGCACACGAUAACGCAAUCCUUAAACAGUGUUUUAGCUGUUAGCGAUGCUGUUUCAGCCACUGAAGAGAUGCUUCAAGGUCUUAAAAAGACAGUUAGUUCAUUGAACGAUGUGAUGUAUCAACAAUUGGAAGAUGCAAAUGCUAAUGGUGAGCAGUAUGGACAGCAACUACGACAACAGCAGCCAGAAUCGGCUCGAUCGGUUCCCGAUAAACGCCGUAGUGUGAUGAUUUUGGAGAAGAGGUGGGCUAGUAACCUCAAUGCGUUGUUUAAAGAGGUCGAUGGAGCUCAACAAUUUGUCUCUGCAAUUCCAGGACGUCAUGUAAUGGCACAGAGUAAACGUUGGGGAGAGCUCAAUGCACUCACAUGGAAACCAAUUCGUCCUGCACACCUUAUUAUUCUCAAUGACUAUUUAUUAGUAGCCACCAGGAAGAGAAUAGAAGAUAAGAAAAGGACAGUAGCGACUGGAUGUUGGCCCAUGAGAGAGGUUACAUUAGUGGAGCCUCAAAAUGGCAAUUCUAGCGCUUCUGGUGGAGAUGAUCAGUUUACAUUAGCAUUCAAAACUCGAAAUGCAUCACUGUUGUUUCAGACAGACAGCCAGAACGAAUACAAUAAAGUGAAAGUUGCCUUCAAGAAGGCGAAGGCAGAAUGUACAAGAAAUAGUGAGAUGGAUGGAGCCAGAAAUAGAAGCAAGAAUCUUCGUAGUUCCAUGAGCAGGCUUUCCUCGGAUCAUAUGAAUGGUAAUUCGGAGGUAUUGCACGAUUUGUCAUCACAACUAGCUCAUAGACGGGCACGAUCACGGGAUAGUAAACAGAAAUCGACUACGGAUCGUUUGAAUAGCAUUGAUGAGAACCUGACAAAUGUAGAGAUCUGUUUGGGACAUCAGAGGUUUGAAGAGAGUGUUGACCUAAUCAACAGAUUGAAAGAGCUGCUUGGAGCUAUGGAGACUAGGUUGAGGGAGGCCUAUGGAAGUGGGUUGAAAGUGUCACAGUCGGAUUCUCAACUCUCGAUCUUGAUCAAACUCAAGCAGCUUAAGUUGCAGGAGUUGACGGAUGAAUUAGUAAAGACGUUAUCGUGGGAGAUAUGCGAUUUCUAUAGUUCAAACCAGGAUAUUGUUCAAAUACUGGAUCUAUUCAGACUGUUGGGACUUGAAUCCAAAGGAAGAAGUGUGCUGUUAGACGCGAAAACUGCACAGUUGGAAGAAUUAGUGACAAGUGUAAGGUUUGAAGGUGAUUUAAAAAACUACCUGCUUCAGGCAUCGAUCCUCUAUUUCAAUUCGAUCCGCCAGACUUACAUAUUGUAUGAGCAAUGCUUCCCUCAGACCAAGGAUAAAACUUUUGUCAUUGAAUGGGCUAAUGAACGAGUCAGCAGCUACAAUAAGAUUUUCCAUCGUCAGUUGAUAGACUACCAGAGGGGAAGCGAGGUGUAUGACAGUUGCGAACGCAUAGCAAGAGAACAGUCCCAACCUUUGAAGCAAAUGGGACUGAACGUGGACUACCUAUUCGGCUUUUAA
Messenger RNA from Brettanomyces nanus, 2067 nucleotides. RefSeq lists its product as uncharacterized. The transcript has a single exon. Gene Ontology annotation, biological process: Golgi to plasma membrane transport; exocytosis; intracellular protein localization. Gene Ontology annotation, cellular component: exocyst. Bases 1 to 2067 code for a protein of 688 amino acids. The record is from RefSeq and is a predicted model, not a curated record. Lineage: Eukaryota; Fungi; Ascomycota; Pichiomycetes; Pichiales; Pichiaceae.